Molecule: messenger RNA, 438 nt
Organism: Peronospora matthiolae
Lineage: Eukaryota; Oomycota; Peronosporomycetes; Peronosporales; Peronosporaceae
Source: the annotation of a GenBank genome assembly
AUGAGCCCAAAUAAGGGCGACAAGUUCGCGAACUCCGUCUUACGCGCUGCGGCAGCAUCGAUGGCGAGGCGCAGCAAAACGCAACGUGCCGCGCAGACACCGCCAGCUGGGUCAAGCGACCACAGCAGCGAAGAAAUGCGGCCGGAGCUUGAUCUGAUGAUGGAGCAACAGGCGGCAAUGGUGUCAAGGCUCGAAGAGCUAGAGCAAAGAAGGCUCGAGCUGCCACGAAUAGCAGGUAACACGUUCGAGCCAGUCGACACGACGAGGUCAAGAGCAACUGUCCCGGUGUUAAGACCAACGGCAACGUUCCGAUCACCGUCCAUGCGGAUGACGCACGUACGUCCUAUGGAGGUCGAUGACCUACACGACAUGUUAGGUACGGAGUCCCGAGUACGCGACGCGAGCGUAAGAACAGAACGUCGAGCGCUGCGACAAUAG